Punctularia strigosozonata HHB-11173 SS5 is the source of this 1670-nucleotide messenger RNA. Its product is annotated as general substrate transporter. Gene Ontology annotation, molecular function: carbohydrate:proton symporter activity. Gene Ontology annotation, biological process: transmembrane transport; carbohydrate transport. The record is from RefSeq and is a predicted model, not a curated record. Bases 1 to 1551 code for a protein of 516 amino acids. Lineage: Eukaryota; Fungi; Basidiomycota; Agaricomycetes; Corticiales; Punctulariaceae. The transcript is spliced from 10 exons. Gene Ontology annotation, cellular component: membrane.
AUGGUUCUCUCCCCCAAGGUAUACACCUGGUUAUGCGGCCUCUUUGCUGCAUUGGGCUCGGUGACCUUCGGAUACGACUUGGGUAUAAUAGCUUCGGUCCUGCCGUCACCGAACUUCCUUGACACUGUGGGCCAUCCUAACGACACCCAGCUCGGUUUCAUAACCAGCUGUCUCCUCCUCGGUGCUUUUGCUUCGAAUAUCUACAUCGGUAGUCUUGCCGAUCUGGUCGGUCGACGUCUGUCCAUUCUCGCUGGAUGCAUUGUCUUCCUUCUCGGCGGUGCGAUCCAAGUGAGCGCUCAGAACAUCCACUACAUGUACGGAGGAAGGUUCCUCGCCGGAAUGGGCAUCGGCAUGCUUGCCAUGCUCGCGCCGCUAUACCAAGCCGAGAUUGCCCACCCUUCGAUCCGAGGAAGAUUGACGACGCUGCAGCAGUUCAUGCUCGGAAUUGGCUCUUUCGUUGCAAGCUUCAUUGGGUACGGAUGCUACCACGGCAUCUCUGGUCAGGCCCAGUGGCGCAUUCCCCUUGGCAUUCAGCUUGUACCCGCGAUCCCGCUGGCCAUCUUCAUCCUUCUCCUUCCCGAGUCUCCUCGGUAUCUCGCGAUGAAAGGCCGUGAUGACGACGCUCUUCAGAUCCUCGCUCGUCUUCAUGCUCACGGAGACACGUCCGAUCCCUUCGUCGUUGCCGAACAUCGCGAAAUCCUUGAUCAGAUCGCUCUCGAAAAACUGGAGACCCGGAACGCAUGGCAUCAGCUGUUCUUCAUCCCUUCCAACUUCAGGCGACUGUUCCUCGGUGUCGCGAUACAAUUCAGUGUUCAGAUGACCGGCGUUUCCGUCAUCCAGUAUUACUCGCCAACGAUCUUCGCUAGCAUCGGCAUCGACACCUCAACGACUCUUGGCUUGCAGUCCGGGAAUUCGGUCAUUGCUCUCAUCGGGGAGGCGCUCUGCGUGAUGUACAUCGAUAAGUUUGGUCGCCGCCCGGUGUAUGUCGCUGGGAACGCCCUCUCUGGCUUCACCUUCGUCAUCGGUACCAUCAUCAUUGCUCUGUUCCCCGCGGGCAGCAACAACCCCAAUGCGUCCCGUGCUUUCGUCUCUAUGACGUGGCUUUUCAACCUUGUGUUCUCGGCGUGCAUUGGACCGCUGUCAUGGGCUGUCCCCGUCGAGAUGUUCAAUAGCGCGACGCGUGCCAAAGCAACUGCUAUAACCUCGUCCGCCGCAUGGAUCUCAAACUUCAUGAUCGCCCAAGUUACGCCCGUUGCAUUCAACAACGUCGGCUGGAAGUUCUACCUCGUUUUCGCAAUCUGCGGCUUCAGCAACGCCCUCUUCUUCUGGGCUCUCCUACCCGAGACUCGUGGCAUCCCGCUCGAGGAGCUCGACGCGUAUUUCGAGACCGUGCCGCUCCUUGUGCCGGGAUCCGUUGGCGCGACUGGGUACGACGCGUCGACGCGCGAGAGGGAGCUGGCGCAGGGGAGGGUGUUUGUGCACGGCAAGGAGGACCUCGAACGCGGCGCGUCGCCGGAGAAAGGACAGACACAGCAGGCCGAGUAUGUAUGAAGGUCGGUCUGAACGGUACAUACAAGAUCUCAUUACGACCACCACGAAUCCCGUACGCAAAAUGUCAGUCACUGUAUAUGAUAGACACUUGUAUCUUUAUGACAUUGCAUCAUUGUCCA